AUGUCGGAGGGAUCGAUCCUCUGGUCACCAGCACCCUACCAUAUCAUCUCCUAUGGCAUCCUCCUCGGCACGACGACAUUCCAGAGCUUCGUCGGAGGCAUUGUGGCCUUCAAGGCCCUCCCGAGACCGCAGUUCGCGACUCUACAACAAGCGACGUUCCCGAUAUACUUCACCAUGCAGACUGCGUUGCCACUCGUACUAGCGUUGACCUUUCCUGCGGAGCGGACAGCUAUCUCGACGCGGCCGGGGAGCUUGUCAGGCGUCCUUGACGCAGAGAACAGACUCCAUGUCUUGACCCCUCUUGCAACAAUGCUGAUAAGCGGGCUUCUCAACGUUGUAUACUUGGGACCUGCAACGACACAAUGCAUGCGGGAGAGGAAACACCAGGAGACUAGGGAUGGCAAGAAGAGCUACGAGCCCGGCCCACACAGCCAGGAGAUGCAACUGCUGAACAAGAAAUUCGAGUAUUUGCACGGGGCUUCUUCGUUGGUAAACCUCAUGGGAUGGGUCGCUAUGCUGUGGUACGGUUUCUAUCUAGGCGAUCGAUUGUCCUGA
Messenger RNA from Cladophialophora yegresii CBS 114405, 555 nucleotides. RefSeq lists its product as uncharacterized. The record is from RefSeq and is a predicted model, not a curated record. The transcript is spliced from 2 exons. Lineage: Eukaryota; Fungi; Ascomycota; Eurotiomycetes; Chaetothyriales; Herpotrichiellaceae. Bases 1 to 555 code for a protein of 184 amino acids.